Klebsormidium nitens is the source of this 2944-nucleotide messenger RNA. The record is from the annotation of a GenBank genome assembly. Lineage: Eukaryota; Viridiplantae; Streptophyta; Klebsormidiophyceae; Klebsormidiales; Klebsormidiaceae.
UGCACAAUCUGGGGCACAAUCCAGAGGCUGAGAAGGGGGAUGGCCGCUGCGACUGUAAGCGUCUUCUGACAUAGCGGUGCAUCGAGGGGAGACCUAGCUGGCCCCUCUUGCUUGUAGCAGAGAAGCAUCCUGCAUCGUCAGAAACAUUUUGAACAGCGGCGGACGUUAGUCUAUUCUGGUGCCAGCCAAGUAAACAUGGGAGGCUUUUGGGCAGAGGCGGUUCGCCGCGACCCUGAACCCUCUGCGCCAGCCAAAGCCACAAUGAGGAACGAAACCCACAGCCAGAUUAAUGGGAACCCCGUUUCCGAGGAUGGUAACAACCCGUCCGUGUCAUCAGCGGUGGUUACGGCAGAAGCGGACAGCGGGCGAGCAUCGGACACAGAGAAGAGUGGACCAAUGUCUGAAGACGUUGGGGCUAGAGUGCAUGUGAAGGGGAAGGAUGGAGGGCAUCUAAUGACUCUAGUGGUGGACACAAACGCGAUCAUCACUGGAACUAGACUGGACAACAUUGCGGAGAGCCUGGUAACCAUUACCGAGGUGUUUGAGGAGAUCCGGGACAAGCAGACGCGGCAGCUGCUGGCGAGGCUACCGUACGAGAUCGAGACGAGGGAGCCGUCGGAUGCAGCCCUGAAAGAAGUGGUGCGCUUCGCCCGUGCGACUGGCGACCUCCACUCCCUCUCCCCCCCUGACAUCAAGCUCAUCGCUCUGACCUACACCCUCGAGGCCGAGCUCUACGGCACCGCUCACAUUCGCCGUGAGCCCCCCCCAAUCGCAGUGGCCAAAAAGUCUCAGGCCCGUAUGAAGGACCCCCCCGGAUGGGGAAAGGUCGCAAACCCGGCUGAUUGGGCGGGGAUUGACGAGGUGGGCGAUGAUGGGAAACGGCCCGGAUCGAGCAGCGGUUUCGGAAAGGGGGGGUCGAGAAUUUUUGGGGUGAAGCCUUUGGAGGGGGAUAGUGUGAGUGUGGUAAGUUCGAGCGGGGCGGGGGAGGUUUUGAAAGGUGCGGCUGGGUUAGGGCUGGAGGAGGUAUCAACCAGCUUGUCAAAAAUCGGGUUGGAGGGAGGGUUAAUGCCCAAAGAAGGUUCAGCGGGUCUGCCGGAGGUUAGCUUAGAGGAGCAAGGAGUGGGGACAGAGGAGCAGAAAGGGGAGUCGGUCUCAGAAUCGAACAUCGAAGAAGGUGUGAAGUCGGAAGGGAAGGGGGUUCCAAGUGGUUCAGAGGGCGCUGCGGCGUGGGGGGGCUUCAUGGUGGCGCCACCUGUCGCAGUCCCGUUGGCCAGCAACUCCCUUCUCUCUACCAAGCCUGCAAAUGACAGCAGCGCUCCUCAAGCCGUCGGAACCGCGAGCUUCGCAGAAGCGGCGCCUCAAAAGAACGCCCGCCAAAGCUUCAAACAAGGGGGGGGCAGAGGGGGGGGCCGAGGGAGAGGCCGAGGGAGGGGGAGAGGAGCAAAAAUGGCGGCGCUCACAAAGCCGAUUGUGGUGGAUGGGGUUCAUGCAGUGUUAGUGGAAGAGCAGGCGAUCGAGCACGCAGAGGGGGGGGACGAGUGGGAGCGUAACGUGAGCCGUAGCACGCGGAGGAAACAUCAACGGCGGGCCGAGAGGGCGGCGGGGCUCGAGACACCAGGGGGUGUGAAUACAGGGGCCGCAAAUAUGGGGGCUGUAGAGGUUGGGGCGAACUCUGGGGACGGUCCCUCUGCUACUGCCGAGGGUCACGUAGAGACAGAAAGCAACGCUGAGACUCAUGCAGAAAAAGGGGGAGAAGAGAAAGCGGAAAUUGGGGCUGCAGUGGUGUCGAAAGGAGUGGGCUUGGUGGAGAACGAUCAGAAAAGCGAAGCGGCGGCGGAAAGUGUGCGGCAGUCCGAGGGGCCGGCGAGCGCAGAGGGGCCGUCUGGUGCGGAAGCCGAAUCGGGAGGCCAGUUUUCGGAUGCAGAAGAAGACGAAGAAGCGAGCGGUGCCGAGGAAGACGAGCCGGAGGUAGAGUCUCCGGCCGCUGACGUCGACGACACCCCAGCUGACGUCAGCACGCGCGCAGAGCCAGAGGACAGUGGCGAGCCUUCGGGAGCAGCGGAGUAUGAGUACGUUUACAGCGAUCAGGAAAAGGCCCCGGAAUCGAUUCAGGUGGCUUUGCCCCAAGCUUCGCAGGCUGCUUCGGAAGUUGGGUCGGGCUGGGAUGGGGCCUCCUCGGCCGCGGGGCCCGAACGGGAAUCGGAGGUGGCGUGCAUGACCUCAGACUUCGCGAUGCAGAACGUGCUGCUGCAGAUGGGGCUGCGGCUACUGUCGGUGGACGGGCUGGCCAUCUCGCAGGUGCACCGGUGGGCGCUCCGGUGUCAAGCGUGCGGGCAAGUGACCCACGAGAUGGGCCGCAUCUUCUGCCCCAAGUGCGGUAACGGCGGCACGCUCCACAAGGUGACGGUAAUGGUCGGAGAGGACGGGGCGCUCGUGGCGGGCGUCAGGAAGCGCUUCAGCCUACGUGGCACGCGGUAUCCCAUCCCCCUGCCUAAGGGCGGCCGCGAGGGCAAGCAAAGCGACCCGAUCCUGCGGGAGGACCAGCUGCCGUCGCGGAUUCGGCACGGCCUGGGGCCUCGGAAGAAAAAGGGGGAAGUCGACGUCUUCGGCGCAGAGUACGGCCCCGAGACGUGGUUCCAAGCGGUGCCCACGAAGGGAGUGUCUCACAACGCGGUCCACGUCAAGAACGCCACCGCCGCGUUUAACUCGCGGAAGAAUCCGAACGAGCGCAGAGUGGCCCGGAAGAAAUAAACUUGUCUCCGCUUAAGCCUGUAAUUCUGUCAUGCACCCUAGCCCUGAUAGCCGGUGAAAGGGUGCUACUACUUUGAAUGAGCAGCAUGCGGCACAGGGAUAGGAGACGCUUGGAACCAUAAUGUCAUGCGAUUUUAGUGUUGAAAUUAUCCGUACAACCAAAUCAUGCACCUAGUGACGUUUGACAUUGGCU